CUGGCAGGGUGGUGGCGACACUUCCACCCAUCGAAAAACCACAAGUGGGGCUGGGCUGAAGGGAAAUGCUCCAGUCACUGGUUGGAGAAUUUUAUAUAAAUCUUGCUUCUUCUUCUUCACCCCCCCCCCCCCGACCCCGUCCCUAAUGGGACGGUUCUCCUGCUGUUUGCUUUAGGCUGAAUAGCGAGUUAAAAAAAAGUAAACUUGCAAACUACUAAAGUUGGUAACGUGAAGUAGGCGGGUGCAAAGACAACCGGGCCGCGGCGGGGACUGCUGCAGACUUACCGGCGUUGCCGAGCAACGAGUGGGCGCCAUGACCCAGGUCAGCAGCGAGGUGUUCGGGGCGCUGCCCGACGGGAGGCCGGUGCACCGCUUCACGCUGCGAUCCAGCGCGGUGACGCUCCGGGUGCUGUCGUUCGGCGCCAUAGUGACGGGCCUGGAGACCGAGGACCGGCGCGGCCAAACGGCGGACCUGACCCUGGGGUUCGACACCCUCGAAGGCUACAUUAACAAGCAUCCCUACUUUGGAGCAGUGAUUGGCCGUGUUGCCAAUAGAAUUGCAGGAGGGAAAUUCAGCAUAGAUGGGAAGGAUUAUCAGCUACCCAUUAAUAAUGGACCUAAUAGUAUACAUGGUGGCUUGAAAGGAUUUGACAAGGUCCUUUGGACACCUGAAGUGCUCCAAUGGAGUGAGGUUUUCGAUGAUAGUGCUGAUGGUGAAGAGGGGUAUCCUGGAGAGCUAAAAGUCUGGGUGACUUAUGUGCUGGAUGGAGAAGAACUGUCUGUUAACUACAAGGCCGAAACUACCAAGACCACACCAGUAAACCUGACCAACCAUUCCUACGUCAAUCUAGCUGACAUUUACAAUUUAGGAAAAGUAAUGAUAGGGGCAGUGGCCAUUGAUCGUUGGGGACUGUUUUUGGGAACCCCCAAAAUCUAUGACCAUGAAGUUUCUAUAAAAGCAGAUCACUACCUGCCGGUUGAUAAGACAUCAAUUCCAACUGGUGAAAUUGCCUCAGUGGUGAAUACUUGUUUUGAUCUGAGAAAUCCUGUAAUGCUUGGAAACCACAUUGAGAAUAAGCUAACAGAAGGCUUUGACCACAAUUUCUGUUUAAGCGUCUCAAAGCAACGAUCUCCUUGUGCAAGGGUGUAUCAUUGGCCAAGUGGCAGACUGCUGGAGGUCGAGACAACACAGCCAGGAAUUCAGUUUUACACUGCCAAUUUUCUUGAUGGGAGCUUGAAGGGCAAAGGAGGAGCUACGUACCCUAAGCAUUCAGCUUUUUGCCUGGAGACCCAGAACUGGCCUGAUGCUAUCAACAAGAAGAAUUUCCCAGAUGUAUUGCUGAGACCCGGUGAAGAAUAUAAUCACACAACGUGGUUUAAAUUCUCGACUAUGAAAGAGUAAUGCAAGCAGCUACUGUGUUGCCUUAUUUGAAUAAAAACAUUCUUAAACAAUGGAAAAUAAAAAUCACGCUCGGGUGGUGUGGGUUUGAUGGUGGGAGGAAACUUAACAUUUUAACAUAGGAAAACUGAAUCAUAUUCCCUGCUGUGUCCAUAAGAGGGAGCUUUUAUACAGAGGUGUCCAUACUUAAGUAGUGGUGCCUCUUCCUUAAGGCAUUUCCCAAGGUUCCUCUGAAAAUCCAUUUUUUGCAUGAAUUAUUACAGGAAAUCAGCAGCCAUAAGUGCUAUUGCAUUCUACAGGAAAGCCAAUGCUAUACCUGCCAGAAACUCAAGGCAUUACAUUUCACUUGAACCAAAACAAAGAACAGUUUUAGCCUUUUAAGUUAAUGUGCCAAAAGACUUUAGUAAAAGUGCAUUUUGCAAUUUGAGGCGAUCCAAAAUUUCAAUAAUUUUGCAGUUUGUAGAUUCUAUUGAUUACUGCUAAUUAAACCAAGCAACUUUGAAAUAA
Pristis pectinata (smalltooth sawfish) is the source of this 1906-nucleotide messenger RNA. RefSeq names its product galactose mutarotase (gene galm). NCBI's taxonomy places the organism in Eukaryota, Metazoa, Chordata, Chondrichthyes, Rhinopristiformes, Pristidae. Gene Ontology annotation, biological process: glucose metabolic process; beta-D-galactose catabolic process via UDP-galactose, Leloir pathway. Gene Ontology annotation, molecular function: carbohydrate binding; aldose 1-epimerase activity. The record is from RefSeq and is a predicted model, not a curated record.